Messenger RNA from Truncatella angustata, 876 nucleotides. Its product is annotated as oxidoreductase-like protein. Gene Ontology annotation, cellular component: mitochondrion. Lineage: Eukaryota; Fungi; Ascomycota; Sordariomycetes; Amphisphaeriales; Sporocadaceae. The coding region runs from base 1 to 876 and encodes 291 amino acids. The record is from RefSeq and is a predicted model, not a curated record. The transcript has 2 exons.
AUGUCACCUCUCGCAUCACGCUCCUUACUUAGAGGAGCUACUAAGCUCACCUCUAACAUUUCGAGGCGAUCCAUCUCCUCCUUCGACAAGUCGCCUCCCUCUCCCAUUAAGCGCGCCAGCGAGCAAGCUCACCCAAUCGGCCCUUACUAUGAGUCCAUCAUUGUGAACCCUCAACCAAUUCCCGAUAAGAAGCCCGAGGAGCCUCCUACAUCUUCUCCCAAGGCACCACGCAGCACUGCCAAGAAGACCGCCGCGGCACAAGACGAACGGCAACAGCCAGUAAACACGUCCGCGACGCCCGUCCCUUCACCCUCAGCAGAACCUGCCACAGCACAAGAAAAAGCCCGCAUCAUCUUUGGAUCCCCACUGGCAGGACCUUUUGAGCGCCAAGAGAGGUUACGAGCCAUCCAAGACAAGAGUACCAACAUAGCAGGAGUCAUGGUACCGCCGAGACCCGAAGAGCCAGACAACUGCUGUAUGAGUGGCUGUGUCAACUGUGUCUGGGAUCGAUAUCGCGACGACGUCGAGGAAUGGGCCGCUCUAAGUAAAGAAGCAGAAAAACGACUACAAGCCGACCGCGCGCAAGGUCCUGUCGAGGUGCUGGGUAGUGUGAGUGCUGUCAAAGGCAUACGAGAUUUGAAGGGGCCGGCGACCGUGGGAUCCAAGAUUGGCAGUGCGCAUGUCAAUCAGGUAACAAGCAUGGAUGAUGGUAGAGGUGGCAGCGACACGAGUUGGCCGGUGGAUCAACACAAGAUUACCAAGGACCUUUGGGAUGAAGAUCUAUAUAAGGGUGUCCCCGUGGGUAUCCGCGAAUUCAUGAAAACUGAGAAAAAAUUAAGAAAGAGGCACGAGGAAGAAGAAAGUCUUGGUGGUUGA